Molecule: messenger RNA, 2256 nt
Organism: Perca flavescens (yellow perch)
Lineage: Eukaryota; Metazoa; Chordata; Actinopteri; Perciformes; Percidae
Product: immunoglobulin superfamily member 10
Exons: 9
Coding region: 478-1719 (413 amino acids)
Biological process (GO): immune response; cell surface receptor signaling pathway
Cellular component (GO): external side of plasma membrane
Molecular function (GO): transmembrane signaling receptor activity
Source: RefSeq, a predicted model, not a curated record
CUCUCUCUCUCUCUCUCUCUCUCUCUCUCUCUCUCAAAUGGACAAAAGGGAUGGUCUCUCUCCCAAGCAUUCCAGCAGAGAGAGCAUCCGACUGCCCGACGCGCUUCCUGGAAGAAACCCUGUGGAUGUUGGGCUGGCUGUGGGAGCGACGGGAGGCGGAGGGAGGGGCGGAGAGGUGGACGGAUGGAUGAUGAGAAGAAGGCGGGGAUCACGGAGGGAUAAUGAGGCAGCUGUAGUUACCUGGGAAAGCACACACGCAAGUUAGAAAUUCACAGGAAAUGCACUGUGGUUUGGCUGCAAAAAGUUCAAGGAGCAGCGAAAACCCAAACUAGACUGAUGGUAUUUUACUACAGUAUAUUUAAAAAAAUAUGUAAUUAAGAUAAUAAUGAGAUAAUUAUUGCUUUCUCUUGGGGCUUGUAUUGUUCUUCAUAAAAAAAAAAUCAGAGGAGCUACCCAUCAAUUUGGACAUUUGACAGAAUGAACACCAUCCUUAUCUCCUCACUGCUGGGUGUAGCUGCAUUUGUUCUCCAAGUUGCUACAUCUAAAGAGACUCUAAAGGCCAGUGUGUCUGUGUGGCCUCCGGGGUCGAACAUCUACCUCGGUGAGUGCGUGUUGCUGCAGUGCUCAGUGGAGUCAAACUCCAGUUUUGCAUGGAGCUACCAGUGGUUAAAGCACGAACCGCGCGCUGCUCUUGCCUCGACCUCCAAUCCCAGGCACCUGGUCUCAGGUGACAGCUACUCCAUCACCGCGGUAACGAGAGAGGACGCGGGCAGCUACCGGUGCCGAGCGGAGCGGUGGGAGAGCAACAGCAGCUCUGUGGUGCUCCUCAGCCAGCCGGCCACACUCGGUGUGUCAGAGCUGCCUCCUCCCUCACUCCUGACUCUGACUCCCAGCACCAGGCAGUUCCUCAGAGGGGAGCAUUUCACUGUGAAGUGCCCCGGCUCUCAGAGCAACUCCUCGGGCUGGACACUGAGGCGGUUCCCCGAGGACCGUGGAGUGAAGAACGCGGCCUUAUACACUGACCGAUGUUCACCACUAGGGGGUGCUGUAAGCGCAGGCACGUCUGACACGUGUGUGUUCACUGCUGCCAGCGGGAACAGUGGACUGUACUGGUGUGAGGGCGCCGAGGGCCGCAGCAACGCAAUCAACAUCACAGUAAGCUAUGGUGCCAUCUUGAAGACUCCUUCCUUCCCUGUAUUUGAGGGUGAUAAAGUGGUCUUGUACUGUCAGCACUGGACAGGCAAUCACAGUCAAAUAACCUUCUUUAAACACGGAGCAGAGAUCGGCACUUCCAGUUCCUCCGGUUCAGACAGAGUAACAAAGAUGACUAUAGAGAAUGUGACACAGGAAGAUGAAGGCUUCUACAAGUGUGCAUCCCAGGACAGAAAGCUGGAGAGUCAAGAGAGCUGGUUAUCAGUGAGACCUGAUCGAGGCAACUUCACAUCAACAGAUUGGACAGCAGCCUCCAGUAGUGGCUCCUGGAAAUGGAUCAUUCCAUGUGCAAUUGUACCUCUUCUCCUCAUCCCUGUAACUGUUUGGCUAGUUUGUCACUACAGUUACCAGACGCUCGGCACCCAUAGGUGUUGGUCAUUUUCCAAAGAGGAUCUCCCAGCAGUGGAGAUUCCUGCGACCAAGCAGGACGUGACAGAAGUACAGUGGGACCUGUCCUGGAUGGAGAUGUCCAAUCUGUUGGAUAAACAGUUGUAUCCUGGCACGUAAAGGAGGAUCACUCUCACCUGGAGCAUACAGGAAAUAUUGACAGCUAUCAGGUAGUUCAGUCAGCGCUGCUUCUAACAUGAUGUAGGAGCAGUUCACAGUCAUUGAUGGUCACAUGUCAAAACAGUCCAAGCUUAACCCUCUUGUUGUCCUCAGGUCAAAUUUGACCCGUUCUCAAAACUUCUAUAUCAGAAAUAUGUUUCUUUUUAACCCAGUUACUCAAAAAAUUAAGUACAGUUGCAAGUACUCGAUUACUACUUUUAUUGAAAUGUGGCUAUUCAAUUUUAUAGCAUUUAAAAAAAAUUGAAAUGGUUUCAAAACCUGACUAAACUUUGACACCCACACGUCUGUGAUUCUCCACCAACAUAUACAUUCCUCUAAUAUUAGUCAAAAUCAUUCAUCAUUUCUAAAUUAGGUAUAAUCUCCUAUAAAUGAGAUUUAUUGACCAUGAAUUCCAAAAAUAUGUGUAACACUAUUGGUAAGAAGUUAGUGUUAGUGAAAAAUAGAUUCGAAAACUUGACAAAGUGACAAAAACAUUGA